This is a messenger RNA of Lacerta agilis (Sand lizard), 998 nucleotides long. RefSeq lists its product as uncharacterized. The coding region runs from base 75 to 998 and encodes 307 amino acids. The record is from RefSeq and is a predicted model, not a curated record. The transcript has 7 exons. NCBI's taxonomy places the organism in Eukaryota, Metazoa, Chordata, Lepidosauria, Squamata, Lacertidae.
AAAAUCCAGGACCUUUGCUCUGCUAUAAUGAGAAAGAAGAAGAAAAAGAAAUCAAAACUGAAGGAAAAUCUCAGAUGGGCAGGAGAGUCCCAGAGAAGAGGAUUAAUUCUUGUUCCAAACAGCAUCCCACCAUGUUAACCUCUGGUGCUCUCUUCCUUCUCCUGGCUGUGCUGUCCAAGAGUUGGCUGACGACGGAAGCUGCAGAUCCCAAUUGUUCCAGUGUGGCUGACCUUGAUGAUUGUCCAGGCAGUGCAAGUGAUUUCUGCCCAGAAGGAGUUGCCUGUGGUUGUAAAGAUCAAAUUCCCUUUUGCAAGUGCCCUUCCUACCAAAAUGGCUGGAAAAAUUACUGGUACAUGGGUGCCAAAUGCGAGGAGCUUUGGAGCACUUUGGACUUGAUUUUAGUCGUCGUUUUCCCCGCAGUGGCUUUGUCUUUUGUAGCUGCUGUCACAACACAGUGGGUCCAGUAUUGCAAGGACAAGCCAGGGAAAGAAGCCAAGCGAAGCCGUAUUCAGGCAAGGCAGCUGAGCCCUGAACCACAGCGUAAUUCAGAAUAUGCUCCUAAACUGGCCGAUAGGUUGAGAUCUGCCUCUUAUUCACAAGGAAGACAGAAUGAUGGGGGAUCACAAGAUAUUAAAUUUUCCAGGUACCCUCUCCAAAGCUACCCUCAUGAACAAAUACAGUCACCACAUACCGGAGGCUACAGCCAGAUGCCUCACCAGCCAUUGAGAAGAGCUGUUCCAUACCAAGAUGAUGUUUUUGUGGGUCGGUCUUCCCAGGUUGGCCAGCUUCACUCGUGGGAGAGUGAGGUGCCUGAUGUGGAUUAUGAGGACACAAACCCAUUUUCUGCUAUACCCAUGCAACAAUUUCCUAGACCCGGGGCAUCAGUGGUUCCUCGGCCUGAGUACCAGAAGUAUGGCCAUCAACCACUGAAUUACAUGAAUGGUCAAAGAGCUGGAAGGCCCUAUGGGAUUGGGCAUCAACAGGAUAGAUACACCUAG